AUGGGAAACACUCAGAAUGGUCAGGUGCCCGUGGCUCCCUCCUCUUACGAGCAGCUUGUACAAACCUCGCCCUGUCCAACAUGUAGAGGCACAGGGCAAGUGCCUACUGGUAGGCUUCUUACUCUGUACUGUCGAAACUUGCUCACUUUAGACUCCGACAGUGAGUACAUCGCGCUGAUUCCUCUGACGGAUCGGCGUCUUCGACCCCGACGCACAACCAUCAAGCUGAUCCUUACCGUCCUCUUUUGUCUUACCGUUUCGACCUUGACCCUCUUCUUCCUCUUCCCUCGAUCUAUUCUUCUUACCAGCUCCUCGCCCCUCCUGUUGCCGGCUAUAGUUAACAUCACUGACGAGGAUGUUGUCAACCUCGUCGUCUCGGUAUGUUUUACGGCAGCUGCCACCAUUCUGACCUAAAGCCUACUUCUUUAGAAUGUGUUUAAUUUCUCCAACUUCAAUUUUGUGCCAGUCAAUGUUCGCUCGAUAUCAGUGAUGUCGCUGUACCACUCUACUAUGAUCAACAACUCCAUGGUUGAUACGAAUACCUGGGUCUCUCCACGUUCGACGCAGAAACUCAACGUGAGCCUUUGUCUCAGCUUCGACGCCGACAGCUUCAAGCCAUAGUAAGGAGCGCUUUUAUAACCUCCGACUAUCGAGUCUCUCCCUUAAUAGUCACUUUAACUUCAGUUAUGGGCAUAGUAAGGCUUUGGGGAUAGAAAUGCUCCCUUGCACCACUACUUCUCAUGAAAUUGAUUUAUUUUCAUCCAGCGGUAAGCGCUGAUCGUUGGGGGAGACUCAAGGUUCUGUUUAAACAUGCUGCUACGAGUAGUAUGAUUGACUAAAAUGGAUAUUUCUGGCUUUUGGACAUUGUUGGUAACAAUGGCUAUUGAUCUCCUCAUAUUUUUAAUGAAGUUGAUUUGCACCAUUUGCUUCAUAGUCAAGCAUAACAUCGGCGAAUUGAGCAUACAUGCUGUGUGCUGCGGAAAUCUUAUCCGUCCACUUGCAUACACGCAACUGCCUAUGCCGAAUACCCACCAACGGACUUAUUUAGUCGUUUUGUGGACCCACAAGGGGACGGGGGAGUGCUUUCAACUUUCGAUUUCGUUUAGGUCAUACUAAGAAAGGGUUCAGGACUUAGUCCUGUUGUUUCCCUGUAUCUCCCUCUUCACCGAAAGCCGUUUAUUUCUUCCCUAAAUUUGGCCCUUCUUUAUAACUUCUAGCCUCGCUACGCUAUGUAGAGUGAACAACACGGCGUUUAACCGGAUAUACAUCAACUUCGGGUAAGUAGUGACUGAGUGCUAUUAUUAACCUGUUAUGUGUGACUGAAGUACAAGCUUGGUUUUUGUACUUUAAGCUGACGCUGUUUAAGUUGCCCUCGCAGAAGACAGGACUUA
Molecule: messenger RNA, 1391 nt
Organism: Spirometra erinaceieuropaei
Lineage: Eukaryota; Metazoa; Platyhelminthes; Cestoda; Diphyllobothriidea; Diphyllobothriidae
Source: the annotation of a GenBank genome assembly